AUGAAUCCAUGUGUUGUAUGUCUAGUACGUAGAAGUGGAAGACAUUUUGGAAUCGAUGCGUGCAGAGGCUGCACAGCGUUUUUUCGACGGUCAGUGGUUAGCAAAAAUCAGUAUAAAUGUAGUGAAAACGACACUUGUGAUAUUGAUAAAUCAAAAGGACUGCAAUGUAAAAAAUGUCGAUUCGAGAGGUGCCUGAAAAUGGGAAUGAGAAGAGAUUAUAUUCAAAGUCAGCGUGACUUUUAUGAUCGUCAGAGUUUAGCAAAUAAUCCUGUCCUUUCAAUUUCAAAUUUUCAAAACAAUGUCGGAAUAUUAUCAACUAUUGAAAAAGAUUAUUCACAUCUGGAAAAUAUAAGAGAAGUUGUGCAUAGAAUGGAGGGAGUAAAUAUGUUCAUGAAACCAUCACCGCGUGGUCAGACAUACAAAGAGACAUAUCGGUUGUUGCUACGAGAGUUUUAUUUGGUGGCUGACUGGAUUUCCAGUUCAUUCCCUAUUUUCACAGCGUUUCCAACUAGUCAGAAAGGCAUCCUCCUUCGCAACUUCUAUCUCACUUUCUAUAACCUGGAAGCUGGGUUCUUUGCUUGCCAACGGAACAGAAAUGACGUUUGGUUUCUACCAAAUGGCAAUUUUAUCAAUUGUCAGAAUUUGGAGAGCUUCUAUCACGACCCCAACAAUCUUCAACCAAUGACUUCAGCUGACGCGGCACGCUUAUUCGAAGGAACGCGGACCCAAUGCAAACGGAAUGUUCUGGAGCCAAUGUUAAGAGAGAAUGUAACACAGUUUGAGUUUUUGGCGUUGGUCGCAUUGAUACUUUUUGAUACAGGAUUGGAAGGGCAAACGGACAGUUGUUUAGAAAUUUGUCGGAAAGUGAGAACGACAGUACAAAGAGAAAUGAUUCAUUAUUAUUCCACAAAACGAGUUGAGGAAUAUCCGCUAAGGAUGGCUAACAUACUUUCAAUUAUUCCAAGUGUACAGAAAGCGUCUCAAAAAAUGCAAAGUGAUAUGGAACUUGGACAUCUAUUCAACGCAUACUCUGCAGAGAAACCGUUUUUUGAAAAUUGUAUGGGGAAGAGAUGA
Molecule: messenger RNA, 1074 nt
Organism: Caenorhabditis remanei
Lineage: Eukaryota; Metazoa; Nematoda; Chromadorea; Rhabditida; Rhabditidae
Exons: 9
Coding region: 1-1074 (357 amino acids)
Biological process (GO): regulation of transcription by RNA polymerase II
Cellular component (GO): nucleus
Molecular function (GO): DNA-binding transcription factor activity; zinc ion binding; sequence-specific DNA binding
Source: RefSeq, a predicted model, not a curated record